AGACAUUUUGUAAAAUUGCGCAGGAAACAGCCUCUUUUUCGUUAUCAGCCGUGAAAGUGUGUUGAUUUUAUAAUUUUAUCAUUUUUUUUAGUACCAUUUAGGAAAUUUACAAAAUAAGUUUAAUAUAUUUAAUGACUAUGUAUUUAUUUAGCUCAUUCACCAAAAAAAUGUAGAAAAAAUUGUAAUUUUUCCGAGAACUGUAGCUUAACGCCAGGCGUGUGAGUGAUAAUAUAACGUUUUACCUAUUUCAGAUGUCUCGGACUGGUGGAGUUACAGUUAAGGACGUCGAUCAACAUGAUUUUGUCAAGGCUUUGGCCGCCCAUCUAAAAAAGAACCAACAAAUUAAACCACCAGUAUGGUCUGAUUUGGUCAAACUUGGACGUUUCAAAGAACUCAGUCCGACUGAUGACGACUGGUAUUACACUAGGUUGGCGUCGACUGCCCGUCAUUUGUACAUCCGAUCCCCUGCUGGAGUCGGAGCCUUUAUGAAAAUCUAUGGUGGAAGACUAAGACGUGGAACUAGACCAAGUCACUUCUGUAGAGCUUCAGGCUCCGUCGCAAGACACGUCUUGAAGACAUUGGAGACGAUUAAAUACGCUGAAAAGGUGACCAGUGGUGACGGUGCCAAGGGUGGACGUCAGUUGACUAAAACAGGAAGGAAGAACUUGGAUACAAUUGCCUGCCAGGUUGCAAAUGUCAAGAAGGCAUAAAUGUUUAUAGCGAAUAAAAUUCAAGUUUUUGAAGGGUGACCUA
Dimorphilus gyrociliatus is the source of this 753-nucleotide messenger RNA. Lineage: Eukaryota; Metazoa; Annelida; Polychaeta; Dinophilidae. The record is from the annotation of a GenBank genome assembly.